This is a messenger RNA of Bombina bombina (fire-bellied toad), 2441 nucleotides long. It is a transcript of the gene CACNB3, whose product is annotated as calcium voltage-gated channel auxiliary subunit beta 3. Gene Ontology annotation, biological process: regulation of voltage-gated calcium channel activity; calcium ion transmembrane transport; chemical synaptic transmission. Gene Ontology annotation, cellular component: voltage-gated calcium channel complex. Gene Ontology annotation, molecular function: protein binding; high voltage-gated calcium channel activity. The transcript is spliced from 13 exons. NCBI's taxonomy places the organism in Eukaryota, Metazoa, Chordata, Amphibia, Anura, Bombinatoridae. The record is from RefSeq and is a predicted model, not a curated record. Bases 1 to 1542 code for a protein of 513 amino acids.
AUGAUUGCGGCCAGCCCAGUGCUGAUAAUGGUGAGUAUUACUGCAGCCAAUUACUGCAGCCAACCCAGUGCUGAUAAUGGUGUGAGUAUUCCUACAGUCAGCCCAGUGCUGAUAAUGGGUUCAGCUGAUUCCUACACGAGUCGUCCAUCGUUAGACUCAGACGUGUCCCUGGAGGAGGACAGGGAGACCGCCCGCCGCGAGGUGGAGAGACAGGCUCAGGAGCAGCUCGAGAGGGCAAGGCUCAAGCCAGUAGCGUUUGCUGUACGAACCAAUGUCAGUUACUGUGGAGCGUUGGAUGAGGAGUGUCCAGUUCAGGGAGCUGCAAUUAAUUUUGAAGCCAAAGAUUUUCUACAUAUCAAAGAGAAAUACAACAAUGACUGGUGGAUCGGGCGGCUAGUAAAAGAAGGGGGGGACAUCGCCUUUAUUCCAAGCCCCCAGAGGCUAGAGGCCAUCCGACUGAAACAAGAGCAGAAAGCAAGGAGGAGUGGAAACACCUCUGGUUUAGGAGACAUGGUCUCAGGAAAUCGGCGUUCGCCUCCCCCGUCCAUGGCAAAACAGAAGCAAAAACAGGCAGAGCCAGUUGCACCAUAUGAUGUGGUUCCAUCUAUGCGACCAGUGGUUCUUGUUGGACCCUCCCUAAAAGGAUAUGAGGUAACUGACAUGAUGCAGAAAGCUCUCUUUGACUUCUUGAAGCACAGAUUUGAUGGCAGAAUCUCCAUCACUCGAGUGACUGCUGAUCUGUCUCUGGCCAAGCGUUCUGUGCUGAACAACCCUGGAAAGAGAGCAAUCAUAGAGCGUUCCAGCACCCGCUCCAGCAUUGCUGAGGUGCAAAGUGAGAUUGAGAGAAUUUUCGAGCUGGCGAAGACUCUCCAGCUGGUCAUUUUGGAUGCUGACACAAUCAACCACCCCACACAGCUGAACAAAACCUCACUGGCCCCCAUCAUAGUUUAUGUCAAAGUGUCCUCUCCUAAGGUGCUGCAGAGAUUGAUCAAAUCCAGAGGGAAAUCCCAGGUUAAACACCUGAAUGUGCAGAUGCUUGCAGCUGAUAAACUGGUCCAGUGCCCUCCGGAAUUGUUUGAUGUGAUUCUAGAUGAAAAUCAACUGGAGGAUGCCUGUGAGCACCUUGCUGAAUACAUGGAGGUUUACUGGAGAGCCACCCACCACCCACUCCAGCCACAUACCAGCCAGAAUCUUAUGACUCCGCCCACUGCCAUCCCUGGGUUACAGAACCAGCAACUACUUUCAGAUCGAGCAAAUGAGCACUCACCUUUGGAGCGUGACAGUUUGAUGCAGUCAGAUGAAGCCAGUGAGACAUCAAGAAAGACCUGGACAGCCUCUUCACAGAGGAGCUCUCGCCAUCUAGAAGAUGAAUACUCAGAUGCCUACCCUGACCUGUACCAGCCUCAUCGCCACCACAACAGUGGCCUAAAUAGCACCAAUGGGCACGACUCCCAAGAUCGUCUGCUUGACCGCGAAUCUGAACAAAACCAUAAUGACAGAAACUGGCAACGCAACCGCCCAUGGCCUAAGGACAGUUACUGAGAGGAACCCCUCUAACCACCCAUCCUACACACACACUCCUGCAUGGGAGCGCACGACAGGAGCUCAAAUCACCAAGUGUAAAUUGUGGAGGUAUCACCCAGCUGCAAUAAUGCACUGUGGAAAUAUCAUCCCAAUAUUAACCAUGAGAAUGUGGUACUUGUCUACUCCUGCCUGAAAUACAGGGAAGAAAUUUACAAAAGGUUGACCGUUUACAGGUAGUUCCACAGUACCAAGCAGCCUCAAAGAAUAAAUUUAGCAAAUUAUUUUUCUGUUUUUCAGCCUAGGGCCGCUUGACACUGAAUAGAAUCAGCACUACUUAAAUAUCCAUAAGUUGUGCUGAUAUGUGAUAUUAUUUUCCUAUUGUCCUUAAGGUACACACAUUGCCAGGUUUCACGGGCAUCACUUAAUGCUACACAGUCCCACAAAGAAAUGUAUACAAUGUUUACAAUGCAGGCUAGCAAAAAAAGUUCCAUUAAAAUGUUAAAUGACCUGUACAGACUAAUGUGGGUUAAGAACAUGGCUCAAUUUAAGCUGUGGACUUGACUAAGGUGGUUAGAAGGAAGCGCACAGUUUGUACGACUUUAUCUCUUGCAAACUUGGCUUCAUCUCAGCCACUCUAUAAGGUGAGAUUGUCUGUACUAUAGCUGGCAUUCCCACUAGAGAAUCAACCAGGUGGUCAAAAUCUGGGGUUGGUAUACUCAGUGCUGCUCUUUAAAAAGGGCUGUAAAAAUGUAUUGUUCUGUUAAUACUAGUUAACCUGAACUCGUUACAUGGCUUUUGUUUGUCUUUCCCAAGCAGGUUACUACAAAUUGAACAAAUUUACUGGAAAAUAAAACAAACUGUAUAUUUGUGUGAAGGUGGCUUUGACAAAGAAUUUUUAAUAAACGGCAGUGCAAGAA